This is a messenger RNA of Maylandia zebra (zebra mbuna), 5552 nucleotides long. RefSeq names its product collagen alpha-1(XX) chain. NCBI's taxonomy places the organism in Eukaryota, Metazoa, Chordata, Actinopteri, Cichliformes, Cichlidae. Gene Ontology annotation, molecular function: protein binding. The record is from RefSeq and is a predicted model, not a curated record.
AAGUGGAGCAGAAACCUGCGCAUGUUGACAUCCCGCCUCUGGAAUGCAGUGCGGAAUAAACUGGACUCACCGAACCGCCAGACUCCACUCAUGUCUCCUCACCUCCUUGCUACAUCAUUGUCAUCUUCCUGGCUAAUGCCAUUUUUCCUGCUCAGUGUCCUGCUGCUGUCUGCUGCUGUCCAUGGCCAAGGUCGUCUUAAGCUGACAGUCCUGUCUGAAGACAGACUGCAGAUGAAGUGGAAGGAGGCUGAUGGGCCUGUUCAGGGUUACAAGGUCAGAGUGAGACCGAUUUCAGAGGUGCCACAGCCAGAGCUCAUGUUGACUACCACCCGGGGCCGGGCAACAGUGGCAGGUCUGGACUCCAGUCAGGAAUAUUACCUCCAGGUCCUUGUGCUCAAUGGGACGACAGAGAAACUUCUUGCAAAGAGACGAUUCACAAUGCAGACUCUGCGGGAGGAGGAGAUGAUCCGCAGUGGCACCAGAGAGCACAGGAAGAAGUUGUUGCCAGGUGGGUCAGGAUCAGGAGAACUGGAAGAUGCAACAGAGGCUCUGCUGGAUGUACCAACAGUUCUGUAUCCAGAACCUACGACUACCACUCCUGCCUCUGCCAGUACUACAGAGCCUCCAGUUACAGAUACCCCCUCUGAACUCCCAGAUAAGACCUCUGAGAAAAGUGGCAAAGAGAAGAGGAAGAAGAAGAAAGAGCGGGAUCGUUCCAAGAUGGAGAACAAGGAGGAGCAGGGAACAACACAGGGUGAACCAGCUCAGGAGAAACCCCGAAAGAGCCCAUUUCCCACCCAGCCAGGUAUGUCUUCAAGAAAACCAUUUGAAUGUGCGAGUGAUGCAGCUGCAGACAUCGUGUUGUUGGUGGACGGCUCCUGGAGCAUCGGACGCAUUAACUUCAGACGCGUCCGAGACUUCUUGGAGGGCCUAGUGACACCUUUCCACAUUGGACCGAAUCACAUUCAGAUUGGACUGACACAGUACAGUGGAGACCCACGCACAGAAUGGCACCUUAACAACUUCACCUCUAAAGAGCAGCUGUUGGAGGCAGUGAGGAACUUCAGAUAUAAGGGAGGAAACACAUUUACAGGUCAGGCACUACUCCAUGUCAUGGAGGAGAACAUGAGGUCCAGUGCGGGUGCAAGAUCUGACACUCCGUUUUUUCUGGUGUUGUUGACUGAUGGGAAAUCUCAGGAUGAUGCCAUUGCUGCAGCCACCCGGCUGAAAAAUGCAGGCAUUGAAAUCAUCGCUGUCGGUGUAAAGAACGCUGAUGAAGCGGAGUUGAGACAAGUGGCCUCGGAGCCAGUGGAUCUGAAUGUCUACAAUGUUAAUGACUUCCCUCUGCUCAGCAAGCUGGUGGCACGCCUGGUCCACAUAUUGUGCGGGAGGAUAGAGGAGCGUGGCAUCACAAAGCGAAUGGAGCCUGGUUCCACAGCAGAUCCGACCCUCUCCUACCCCAGUCCUACUGAUCUCCGGUUUUCAGAACUUGGUUCCAGAGAGGUGAAGCUUCACUGGACCAAUCCUGUGAAGCCGGUCCAACAGUACAGAGUUGUGUACCACAGUGCUGAGAGUCAGAGUCCACAGGAGGUGGUGUUACCUGGCUCAGAAUCUGUUGUGCUGCUGGAAGGCCUCUCCUCUCAAACUCUGUACCACGUCUCUAUCUUUCCCGUGUAUGAGGACAACGUAGGCUUAGCGCUCAGAGGGACUGUCACAACAUUGCCACUGGCCAUGCCUGCCAACUUGAAAGUGACUCCUUCAUCUUACAGCACAUUGCAAGUGAGUUGGGGUGCUGCACCCGGCGCAACACAGUACUUGAUCCUGUACUCAGCACUCAGCCACGGAGAGCCUGAUGAUGCCAAGGAGGAGAAAUUUGGUGCAGAACAAACUGUGGUGGAGCUGGCAGGAUUACUGCCAGCCACAGACUACUCUGUCACUCUUUAUGCGCUUUAUGAGGAGGAACCCAGCGACCCUGUCACUGCUGUUACCACCACAUUCCCCCUCCCAACACCACUGAGUGUUCAGUUCCCGAUGGUCACCCACAGUAUGAUGAAGGUGAGCUGGGUGCCCGGGGCUGGGGAUGUCCCCGGCCAUAGAAUCACCUACAGCACCAACCACGGCAGUGAUGUCAAGCAGGUGGAAGUGACAGGAGUGAACUCAGUGCUGGUGCAGAACCUUUCCUCUCUUUCCAGAUACCUCAUUUCUGUUCAGUCUCACUACGCACAAGGCCUGUCUGCAGCGCUCACCAGUAACGUCACCACACUGAAGGUGCCUCCUCCUUCAGACCUUAGGGUAACUAAUUUCUCAGACAGUGACAUCAUGGUGCGCUGGGAAGCUGCAGCUGAUGAUGUUGUUUCUUACCUCAUUAAGUGGAUCUCCCUAAGUGGAGGCGACCUGAGACAGCUGCGUAUGAGUGGUGACAGUGAAGGAGCAGUUCUUGGAGGGGUGGAGGAUGAUAAAGAAUAUCAGAUUUCACUGUCUGCACUCUAUGGAGAUGGAGCUCAGAGUGAAGCUGUGGCCAUACGCUACAGCACCUUGUCUGGUGGAGGCCCAACCAGCCUCACGGUUUCUGAUGAGACUGCCGUCAGCAUGGUGAUCAGUUGGGUACCUCCCAAUGCUCAUGUCCUCCAGUAUCGCGUGUCCUACACAGCAUUGACUGGAGCUGAUAGCCAGGAUCACACUGUGCUGGUCCCUGGUGGAGAGAAGCAGGUGAUGCUGGAGUCACUGCAGCCAGAUACGCGCUACAGCAUCUUGGUCACUGCUGAGUACCACAACAGAGAAGGAGGCAGCGGUUCAGCUCAGGGCAAAACUGCCACUUUGCGGGUAAGCAGUGCGAGUGUGGUCAGGUCAGACCACUCCAGUAUCUGUGUGUCAUGGAGACCAGUAUCUGCCGUUGAUGGAUAUCGUAUUGUAAUCCAGGAUGUAAAAGACAAGCAAUCAAAGCAAGAAGUUGUGAGUAAGUCCAGCAGAAGCCACUGUUUCACUGAUCUGGAACCUGAGACUCUGUAUCGCAUCAGUGUGCACUCUCUUCUCGGCUCAGCAGAGGGCCCGGCAGUCUCCAUCCUCCAUCCCACAGCUGCAGCUCCAGCCCGAAUUGCCAUCCAUCCCCGGAUGUACCCUAUCCACAAUGAAGUGUGCCCUGAAGUCACCAUCAGAAACAGCAUUGUUAAAGGGUUCAACAUGAUGGAAGCCUUUGGUCUGACUCAGAGAGCUCACUCAUCGGUGGAGGGAGUGGCAGCUGAGCCUUUUGUCUUCAACACGCUCCCCACCUACACUCUGUACAGAGACGUCCAACUGACACAGAGCACCAAGUUUAUCCACCCCGCAGGUUUCUCCCCAGAGCACACCAUCAGCAUUGCCUUCCGAAUGCUGCAGGAUACACCCAGGGAGCCUUUUGCUCUCUGGCAGCUCACAGACAAUGACUUCCAGCCAAAGAUGGGAGUGGUGAUUGACCCAACCACCAAGCACCUGUUAUACUUCAGUCUGGACUACAGAGGUGAAGUGCAGGAGCUGACCUUUGACCAGCCACAGGUCCACAGGCUGUUCUAUGGCAGUUUCCACAAGGUUCACCUUUCUGUUAGCCAGGUGAGUGUAUCCUUGUCUGUGGACUGUCAGCACGUGGGUGAGAGGCCAGCCCGUCCUCUAGGCAACCUGCCCACCGAUGGAUUUGAGAUGCUGGGAAAACUGGUGAAGACCCGAGGACCUAACAGUGGCUCAGCCCCGUUUCAGCUGCAGUCUUUUGAAAUCGUCUGUAACACCACGUGGGCUUCAGAGGAUACCUGCUGUGACCUGCCUGGAGUGAGAGAUGAGGAGAGCUGCCCUGCCCCUGCGUACACAUGUACCUGUUCCUCUGACGUCCCUGGAGCUCCUGGUCCCCCUGGACCACCUGGGAAGCCAGGCCCUCGUGGCGAAAAAGGUGAAAAAGGAGAACAUGGCCAAAAGGGAGAAGUAGGUCCUCCAGGAAAUCCUGGACUUGAGGGAGGCCUUGGACCUGUGGGCAGCAUCGGGCCACGAGGCAUUACAAUGCAGGGCAAAAAGGGUCCACCAGGAGCAAGGGGAGAGAAGGGAGAUCCUGGGCGACCGGGAGUGCAGGGGGUACCAGGACCACCAGGUCAAAAAGGGGAGGAGGGAAUCGCAGGUGCCAAGGGCAUCAGAGGUGUGGAAGGGAACAUGGGCGCACCCGGCAUCACUGGACCCAGGGGUUUCCAAGGAAUGCCAGGAUACCCAGGGCCUAUAGGAGAAAGGGGCCCCCCAGGUCCUGUGGGACCUACGGGCUUGCCAGGUAAUAAAGGGGAAAGAGGAGAAAAGGGAGAACCUCAGUCCAUGGCUAUGAUCUACCAACUGGUCACACAGGCCUGUGAACAACUAGUACAUAAGGAGGUGUUAAAACUCGACAUGUUCAUUAACGAGAUCGGUCGUAAGCCAGUUCCAAUUGAAGAGCCAGUGGGGCCUCCAGGGGAACCAGGAAUACCAGGGCCCAAGGGCCCACCGGGUGAGAGGGGCUCACAGGGUCGUGUAGGCCCAAGGGGAACACCUGGCAGGCCUGGAUAUCCAGGAGAGCAAGGAAGGAAAGGUGUGCCUGGGGACAAAGGUGAUGCAGGGUCCAAUGUCCAGGGUCACCCAGGGGUCAAGGGAUUAGCAGGACCUCCUGGUGAGUCUAAGCUGGGAAUCCCAGGUCCCAAAGGAGAAAAUGGUAUGCUGGGGCCAUCUGGGAUCCCCGGAACACCAGGUCAGCCGGGCGAGAUUGGACCACCGGGUGUUUGUGACAACAGCGGAGGCUGCCACAUGCUUCCUCAGCAAACAGACUCUUAUGAUGACUACCAGCCUUGAAUGGAGAAAACAUGCAGGAGGCAGUGGUAAGGUGACUGACAUCUGUAGGAAAUGACUGGUUAAUUUGGAAGUGAGCAAAAGACUGACACUGGAGCACAGAAGAACUUUGAAGAGGUUUGAAGAGGUUUGCUGCAUUGAAAAAGAAAAUAGUAAGGGAAGAUUGUGUCUCUCUCUUCUCUUAUUAAAAUCUUCACUCAUGUUUCAAAUCAGCUAAGAAAUUAUUCACUUAAGAACAAUUAGGGAGCUUUUUCGUACAAAACCUACCAGUUGAUGGAUAGCUUCAUAAGAGAUCUUUUCCCAGUGGAAUCAGUAAAGUCUUGCCUUAAACAAUGUAUUCGCACUGAAAUCUUUGUUGCCACGUUUCUGUAUUCAUGCACUGUAUCAAUGCCAAAUAGUUUAGCUGCAUAUGUUAUUUUCUGUGUAUUUCAUUUGCCAUUCUAACCUUAACUGCCUCAAGAAGAAUGAAAUUGCAUAAUCCAUGGUGGAAAAGCUUCUUUUUCUUCCAUGGUAUAAAUGAUGCUGUGAGAACAUUUCUUUCCACGUGUAUGAUAAUUGUUAUAUUGUUAAUUAUAUUAACUGUAUCUGGAUAUCCAUGUUUAUUUUAAACUGUAUGAAUUCUAAUUGCUUAUUUGUGUUUACAUUUAAUGAUUUUCAAAGCUUUGGUGACAAGAAUUUGUGUAUAAAAGAAAGAGAAAUACAGUGUCAGAUAAUAUUUCUUUUGG